Molecule: messenger RNA, 1499 nt
Organism: Eufriesea mexicana
Lineage: Eukaryota; Metazoa; Arthropoda; Insecta; Hymenoptera; Apidae
Product: sorting nexin-7
Exons: 7
Coding region: 1-1425 (474 amino acids)
Biological process (GO): reticulophagy; autophagy of mitochondrion; protein transport
Cellular component (GO): early endosome; phagophore assembly site
Molecular function (GO): phosphatidylinositol binding
Source: RefSeq, a predicted model, not a curated record
AUGAUGACCUCUUCAGAAAUUGAGGUGGAAAAUUUGAGUGAGAAGAAUACAGAAGAUACUGCGAUUUUAGAAGUAAGCACAAUGGCAGUUGGUGGUGUUAUUAAGCAAGAGAGCCGCGAUGUCGAUUUCCUUUCGAAUUGUAGCACCUCCGUCGAGGGUUCCGUGAUAGCUUCUCCUUCUAUUGAUAGUUUCUCUACUUUGCCAGAACAAGAAAUAUCAGAUUUUCAAACGGAUUCUAGGGAUUUGCAAGUAAAAGUAGACAAUCCACAAAAACAUCUUGAAACUCUUGAAACUUAUAUUACUUUUCGUAUAACAACAAAAUCUACAAGACCAGAAUUUGAAGAAGGAGAGUAUGUUGUUAGAAGACGUUACAAUGAUUUUAUUUGGUUACGACGGAAAUUGGUGGAUUCAUAUCCAACACGUAUCAUACCACCAAUGCCUGGAAAGCAUACACUGCUUGCUCAGUUAGAUCGUUAUUCUAAAGAAUUUAUUAUAGCUCGCAUGAAACUAUUACAUGUUUUUCUCAAUAGAGUUGUGAAUCAUCCAAUUCUUAGCUGUGACAAAAAUCUAUUCAUAUUUUUGGCCACUAAACCUGCAGAAUUCCUUAUAUAUCGUAAAAAUCGUGGAAAUGUACUUGUUAAGAUGACUGAUUCUUUGCAAAAUAUUGCAAGUACAUAUACUAUGAAACGUCAUUUUGAAUUUGAACAAAUUCGAGACUAUUGUACAGCUCUUAGUGAAAAAUUAGCAAUUGUAGAUAAGAUAAAUCAUCGUAUACAUAAGGAAAGACAAGAUUAUUUGUUGGAAUUGCACCAAUUACAUCCAAUUUUUACCUUAUGGGCAACAUCUGAACCAGAAUUGGCACCCUUUUUAUUAGCAAUUGCUAAAGCAAUUGAGUGCAAUGCAAUGGCUCAUCAAAAACUUUUGGAAAAUGUCCCAAACGAGGAACGAGAAUACAUUUCGUAUGUAGAUGCAGUUAAAAAUGCUUUAUCCCGCCGAGAUUCGAUGCAAAUUGAAUACGAAAUGACUGUCGAAGUUAUGGCGAAAAAAAGAUUAGAAAAGGAUCAGUUAAUGGGUCUUGCGAGCGGUAUCACUUCAACGCAGAAUUGGGGUGGAUCACUUUGGAAAGCAGAAUCUCGUAAUGAAAAAUUAGAAAGACUUGGGCAAGCUAUACCACGAUUAGCAAAGCAAGCAGAAUUAUUGCAAGAUCGCGUAGAGUGUGCAAAUGAAAAUCUCCGAAGUGAUUUACAAAGGUGGAAUGUAGAAAAGCAAGUGGAUUUGAAAAAUAUGUUAAUUUCAAUGGCAGACCGACAAAUUCGACAUUACCAACAGUGUAUGAACGCAUGGGAAGAAAUUCUCACUGGUUUAAAAUUGAAUGGAAUAGGAUCUGAAGUUAGCGUAGGACCACCUAUUAAAAUUCCUGUUUGAAUCACGCAAUCUUUCAUUUUCGGACAUACACAUAAUAAUAACCUUAUACAUUUACAAAGGUAAAAAAACUUAAA